AUGCAAACAAUUCAUAAAGUGGAUGGAUUUACUGAAAUCUAUUUCAUGGUUGAUAAAAGAAAAAAAGGUUGGAUUACUAUGCCAGAGUUACGAAAGUAUAUGGAAGAGAAUGAUGUGGAUGAAAAGAUGUUUGAGCGUUGGAAAACUCUAUUUGAUCCUGAAUCUACUGGUCGUAUAACAUUGGAAAAAUUCUCUGAAGUAUUAGGUUUACAAGAAGAAGUUAUAAAUAUUCAAACUGCUAUUCAAGGAAAUGAAAUGCACGAUGUAAAUGUUAUACAAUCAGAUAUGAAUACAAAAAUGAAAUUGACUAUUUGUGGACUAAUUGAUGAAGGGAUAUUGAUUUAUCAUGAUGAUUUGAAAUUAGUUGAGUUCUUGAAAGAUGAAUUGGAUAAGUAUUUUGGAAAGUUAUGGAAUGUAAUCAUCAUCUAUGGUCGAUACUGGUCACGUUAUUGUCAUGAAACAGGUUAUAAUUUUUGUUUUAUCAAAGACGACCGUAUAUUCCUAGUAUACAAGAUUCCGGAUAUAUAA
Molecule: messenger RNA, 528 nt
Organism: Schistosoma curassoni
Lineage: Eukaryota; Metazoa; Platyhelminthes; Trematoda; Strigeidida; Schistosomatidae
Source: the annotation of a GenBank genome assembly